UUCGGCGCAUACUUCUUCUUUCUCCAGUUUUAUUAUUCUGAAUCAUGAGUCCUCGGUCCCAAUCCUUUCGUGCAAUCUUUAGACUUUUGAACCAUAUCCUGAACAGGGGUCUCUAUGAUUCGAAAGGAUUGUUUUUCAAGUUGCCAAGAAGACCGGAGUUAUAAUUUUGGUGAUGAACAGAGGAGUAUACAUAUUUUCGUGCACGUCGGAUUCGUAAUCAACUUCGUCACCCUAAAAUGUCUUAUCAAGCAGAGGGCUGCUAUACAGUCUAUGCAUAUAGCAUUUUAUGCAUGAUAUGCAAUGAACGUCCCCACAAAGCUAUCACAAGCCUAAAAUAUAAGACUAGCAGGAAUAUAUAAGCUUUGGUCUGUCCUAAACACCGUUCUCAAUUCGUCUGGAAAACUGCUGAUCAUCUUAUAGAAUGAAAGUGACCAAGAAAAUACUGCAAACAGAGGGAAAUUACGUACGACCAUACAGAUCUCGUUCAGAGAGACCGUGUGACUUUUGCCGCACGCGGAAAACUUGCUGCAUUAUUGAAAACCUGAUCCCGUGCAUGGCUUGCACCAAAUUCAAUGAUGGUCAAUGUACUUUUUUGCAAAAGCCUUUGAAAAGAAACAGGGAAAAUACUAUUGCUAUCAGGAAACCCCCGAAACAAAUAAGAUCUAAGGCAGGCGAUAAUAUUGAUGUUCUACAGCAUACACCAUUAUUGAGAUUUACUUCCAGCCUACCUGCUGACUCUUCUACCGAUUCACAACUGGGUUUUGACGAAAUACAUGAACUUCUCUCUACAAAAUCACUGUUGUGGGAGAAAGCCGAAAGAUGUGCUCGAUCCAGUAGUACAGGAAACGCACACAGCUCGUUUUACAAUAUACUGCAAAAUCUGCUUGAUAUCCUUCCCCAACAUCCACCAGAUGCGUCUCUGGCUCCCAAUUCUUAUAAGCAUCUGCCAGGCAUUACCAAAGAGGACAUUUUCUGUGCUAUACAAGAGUCGAACGAUAUUGUCACACUACCCGAAACUCGCCUACACUACCAAAGCACACAGUCCCAACCAAGAGACUACAAAUAUUUAGAAAACCCGUCCUCAAAUAACCCCCAGCAUUGCAAUCCGCAUCAACUUGAGCAGUCUGAAUUUUCGAGUGAAACUCCAACUCUACUUGAUAAUAGUGUGUUCUCACUUCUGGCAUUAGGGUCGAAUUCGGGAUCCAGGGCCUGGAUUCCUCAAGCAUUUAAUCCCACAUACGCUUUAGUUGACUCCGGAAAUACAGAGUCUUAUGGUGCUCGAUGUUUUUCUGUGAAUCAGCUCCAGGAUCUCCUGGUCGCAGCGUCAUAUCCCACGCAAUUUCAUCAAGAAUAUUGCGAAAGGUUUACUGAUGGGGCGGGUGAUGUGAGUGGCAUCUCUACUCUGAACAGCUUCCACUAGCAAACGAAGGUCACAUGAUUAAGCUUCGAAGCAGAUUGGGCUCUAAAAAAAAAUCAUAUGCGCUGUAUGACUGAUUCCUGCUGUUACCUCGAAACCAAAUCCGCGCCAAUUGUUGCCAAGGGAAAUCCUUCUGUAGGAAGUGUAUAUACUCAUAAUGCAGGUGUCGUCAUUCUGGCACAGCAGGUAUAUCACUGCACUGGAAUAUACGAUUCAUG
Metschnikowia bicuspidata var. bicuspidata NRRL YB-4993 is the source of this 1635-nucleotide messenger RNA. Its product is annotated as Zn(II)2Cys6 transcription factor domain-containing protein. The record is from RefSeq and is a predicted model, not a curated record. Gene Ontology annotation, biological process: regulation of DNA-templated transcription. Bases 422 to 1420 code for a protein of 332 amino acids. NCBI's taxonomy places the organism in Eukaryota, Fungi, Ascomycota, Pichiomycetes, Serinales, Metschnikowiaceae. Gene Ontology annotation, molecular function: DNA-binding transcription factor activity, RNA polymerase II-specific; zinc ion binding. The transcript has a single exon.